Messenger RNA from Dromaius novaehollandiae (emu), 4780 nucleotides. RefSeq names its product exocyst complex component 2 (gene EXOC2). Gene Ontology annotation, biological process: Golgi to plasma membrane transport; exocytosis. The record is from RefSeq and is a predicted model, not a curated record. Gene Ontology annotation, cellular component: exocyst. The coding region runs from base 253 to 3084 and encodes 943 amino acids. NCBI's taxonomy places the organism in Eukaryota, Metazoa, Chordata, Aves, Casuariiformes, Dromaiidae. The transcript is spliced from 29 exons.
GCUCCGGGUGCCAUCGAUGCUGUCGGGCAGCGGCUGGGGGUGCCUCAGCCUGCCGGACGCGGAGGCGCUGCCGGGAGUGGAGCUGCCCCAGGUGCCGGAUACAAACUCGGCGGCGGCGGCGGCGGCAGCGGCGGCCGGAAACAAUAACAACAUCUGAGGCAUAUUGCUAUUUGAACAUGGAGGAUGCUUUGGUCGUCCCAGUUAUACCUGCGUCAAAAUUUUAUCAACUAACAGUAACUGAAGAAAGACACCAUGUCUCGAGCACGGCAGCCCCCACUUGUAACUGGCAUCUCUCCCAAUGAGGGCAUCUCAUGGACAAAAGUGACGAUUAGAGGAGAAAACUUGGGAACUGGGCCUACAGACCUCAUAGGUUUAACAAUCUGUGGGCAUAACUGUCUGCUAACUGCUGAAUGGAUGUCUGCCAGUAAAAUUGUGUGUCGAGUGGGACAAGCUAAAAAUGAUAAGGGGGACAUUAUUGUCACCACGAAGUCUGGUGGCAAAGGAACUUCAACUGUUUCCUUCAAACUGCUGAAGCCUGAAAAAAUAGGUAUCUUGGAUCAGUCUGCUGUCUGGGUGGAUGAAAUGAACUAUUAUGACAUGCGCACUGAUAGGAACAAAGGGAUUCCCCCCUUGUCCCUACGUCCAGCUAAUCCACUUGGUAUUGAGAUAGACAAAGGCAGAUUUCCUCAGAAAGAUUUGGAGGCACUGUUUCCUGGGAUGAGUGCUGAUUUCACUAGUGAAAACUUUUCUGCUGCCUGGUACCUGAUUGAGAAUCAUUCAACAACAAGUUUUGAUCAGCUCAAAAUGGCAGUUGUGAAUCUGAAGAAACAAGCGAAUAAGAAAAAUGAGGGGAGUCUAGCUUACGUGAAAGGGGGUCUCAGCACUUUUUUUGAAGCACAAGACGCUCUGUCAGCAAUCCAUCAAAAACUGGAAGCGGAUGGAACGGAAAAAGUCGAAGGAUCCAUGACGCAAAAACUGGAGAAUGUACUGAACAGAGCCAGUAACACAGCAGAUACCUUAUUCCAAGAAGUGCUGGGUCGCAAGGACAAAGCUGAUUCAACGAGAAAUGCACUUAAUGUCCUUCAGCGUUUUAAAUUUCUUUUCAAUCUACCCUUAAAUAUUGAAAGGAAUAGGCAAAAGGGUGAUUAUGACGUGGUUAUUAACGACUAUGAAAAAGCCAAGUCACUCUUUGGAAAGACAGAGGUUCAAGUAUUCAAAAAAUUUCCCCGUACUGCUGACGGCACACAUUGGAUUUAUUUCCUCUGCCUGCUCCUAGAUUACGCUGAAGUUGAAACCAGAAUUGAAGCUUUAAGAGAACUUCUGUUGGAUAAACUGCUUGAAACUCCAUCAACAUUGCAUGAUCAAAAACGUUAUAUAAGAUAUCUUUCUGAUCUUCAUGCACCUGGGGACCCUGCUUGGCAGUGCAUUGGUGCUCAACAUCAGUGGAUUCUGCAGCUCAUGCACAACUGUAAGGAGAGCUAUGUUAAAGAACAAAAAGGCAAUUCAUUGCUCCACAGCCCAAUGUUAGACCUGGAUGGUGAUGUGCGUCCAUCUACAAUUGGCCAUCUCAGUCAAACUGCUUCGCUGAAAAGAGGCAGCAGCUUUCAGUCUGGCCACGAUGAUGCUUGGCGAUAUAAAGCUCCUCAGCAAGUUGUAUUUGUUGAAAAGUUGACAAAACUUGUUGUAAGCCAGCUGCCCAACUUCUGGAAGCUCUGGAUUUCUUAUGUGAAUGGAAGCUUAUUCAGUGAGACUGCUGAAAAAUCUGGCCAAAUGGAAAGAUCAAAGAAAAAUGCCAGGCAAAGACAAAAUGAUUUCAAGAAAAUGAUUCAGGAAGUGAUGCACUCAUUGGUAAAACUUAUCCGUGGAGCUUUGCUUCCAUUUAGCCUCAGAGAAGGAGAAUCAAGACAGUAUGGUGGCUGGGAGAUGAAAUCUGAACUUUCCGGCCAGUGGUUAACACAUGUUAUCCAGACUGUAAGGCUUAGUUCUGAGUCUCUUACUGCCUUUGAGAUACCCAAUGAUAUGCUUCAGAUCAUCCAGGAUCUUAUUUUGGAUCUACGUGUGCGUUGCAUUAUAGUGACCUUACAACAUACAGCUGAAGAUAUAAAGAGGCUAGCUGAAAAGGAAGACUGGGUUGUUGACAAUGAAGGUUUGACAUCUUUGCCAUCCCAGUUUGAACAGUGCAUUAUCCAUUCCUUACAAUCUCUUAAAACUGUGCUGGACUGCAAACCUGGAGAGGCCAGCGUUUUCCAGCAACAGAAAACACAGGAGGAUGUGUGUCAGCUGAGCAUUGGGAUCAUGCAGGUUUUUAUAGACUGUUUGGAACAACUGAGCACGAAACCUGAUGGUGACAUAGAUACAGCACAUCUUUCAGUUGAUGUUUCAUCUCCAGAUUUGUUUGGAAGCAUUCAUGAAGACUCAAGUCUUUCUUCAGAACAAAGGCUUUUAAUUGCACUCAGCAACUGCCGCUAUCUGGAACGUCAUACCUUCCUAAAUAUAGCUGAACAUUUUGAGAAACAUGGCUUUCAAGGAGUUGAAAAAAUAACUCAAGUUAGCAUGGAAUCUUUGAAGGAGCUGGACCAAAGACUUUUUGAAAUGUACAUUGAAUCCAAGGCAGAUCCUAUAGUUGGGUCAUUAGAACCUGGCAUUUACGCAGGAUAUUUUGAUUGGAAAGAUUGUCUUGUUCCAGCAGGUGUCAGAAACUAUUUGAAAGAAGCAUUAGUGAAUAUCAUUGCUGUGCAUGCAGAGGUAUUUACCAUUUCCAAAGACUUGGUUCCUCGGGUGAUGUCAAGGAUUGUAGAAGCAGUCUCUGAAGAAUUGAGUCGACUGAUGCAAUGUGUUUCAUCCUUCAGUAAAAAUGGAGCUUUACAGGCAAGACUUGAGAUCUGUGCUUUGAGAGAUACAGUGGCCAUAUACCUAACACCAGAAAGCAACUCAAGCUUUAAGCAAGCUUUGGAAGCCUUGCCUCAGCUCUCAAGUGGAACAGACAAAAAGUUACUAGAAGAGCUACUAAAUAAAUUUAAAAGCAGCAUGCACUUGCAGCUGACUUGCUUUCAAGCUUCUUCAUCAGCAAUGAUGAAAACAUAGACAGCAGCGCAAUGCAGGGAACUCGAAAGGUGAAAAUGGAUAAGCAUCACCCAUUUUCCUGUACUGCUUCUAUUCCUUUGAGCAUUCUGAAGAAAAUGAAAGGAAUUUCAUUGAAAAAGAAAUGACAAGAUACAACUCAGAAUAAUGGUAUGCAGUAUCCUGUUGAGUGCGAGUUCCAUUCACAAAUACCAGGAUAAAAUGAUUUUCUGUCUAUUGCAUUCUGUGGCAUGGAUUAAGCCAGUUUUGUUUACAUACACUCUUCUUAGCUGUAUGUGUGUGAAGAAAUCUUCAUUUAUGUGCUGCAAUGUCAGUUUCAUUUGCUAAAGUACAUUUAAAUAUAUUUUUAGCAAAUGUCACCAUAAUUUUGUGUAGUUAUGCAUACUGUUCAGUGCGUUAAUUCUUACCUUCCAGAUGUAGAGCAAUAUUGAUGUGAUUGGAAGAGUCAACUUCUAUAAGCUAUUGAGAAGCAUGCGAUAAAUAUUACCACUUACAGAUGACCAAUAAAUAUUCAAAUACAAUAUGCAAAAGGAUACUGCUUCUUUUAUGUUAAAAAAUUAUCACUUUUUUCUGCUAUCAUCUCCAGUUUUAGUGGUCAUAAGUCUGAUUUCUUGGGAGGCUUUAUUUGCUCGCAUCUUUCUUAAUUAAACAGAUCUGUCUAUAUUAUUUUUCCUUCUAUCUGAAUAUUGAUGUUAACAUUCGUAUGUGAAAUAAGCUUUCGUUUCACUGGAAAUUAACAGAAAAGUGCUCUGAGUUUAUAAAUGUAAGAUUAGUAGAUUUUUUUAAAAUUGUUUAAGUAAAAUAUUAUUUGGUGUUAAGGAGCAGAAUAGCAAAUAGCCUGUUGCAUAGUCAGAGGUAAGUAAGGAGGAGUACAUUGGUUUUACAGCUUUCUUCUCUCUUGUCUCGUCUUAUUCUUAUAUACAUACUACCUCUGUCUUCCUCUUCCCUCUUGGUAGUUGUUCCUCUUUUCUCCAUCAAUUAUUGAAUUUGUUUGGAGGGGAAUAGGUAUUCAGGAAGAGAGAAGAAAAAUUUUGCUGCCCCUAACAUAUAACUACAGAAAGGUCAAGAACUGCCUUCCCAGCUAAGCGGUGGGACCGGAUUCAACACUGACUUGCAUUCUGGGACUUAAUAUAAAUACAGGAAGCUAUAAUAGAGAGCAACUAAUAUAAAAUUGUUUUGUUUUGGGGAGCUUUUUAAUUUUUUACCUGAAAUUGUGACUCACACAUUAAAUAAAUUGUGCGGUAACAAUGUAUUCUUAUGUACAUUUCAAAUGUGACUUUUCAGAAGCUGUGCACUAAAUUUGCUUUUUUUUUUUUUUUUUUUUUUUUUUUUUUUUUUACUGUCAGCUUUUUUCUUUAGCUAGUUCAUUUGGAUGCUUUAAAACAUACAGUUUCUUUAAAAAGCGUACAGUUCUACUAAUUAUGAAAUACUGCAAGAAACGUUUUGGUGGACAUGUAUGUGUUCAUGAAAAAUCGUGUGCAAGUGGUGAUAGCAUUUUGAAUGAAAGUUUGAAACUUGAUAUACAUGUCAUUAUUGGCUUAACAGAAUCAUUAAACACCUGAAGCGAUGUUUUGUUCGAUGUUACCCAUUCUAAGCUGGUUGUAGUCACAGCUUCUGGUAUUAACAGAAAUCAUUGUCCAGUUCAAUCUGUAAAGCAGCUAGCUUCGGAAUAAUAAAGUAAUAAGAAAGAUGGUCAUAA